CUCCCUCCUCCUCCUCCUCCUCCUCCUCGUCGUCGUCGUCGUCCGCCGGGAGCGGAGGCUCAAGAUGGCGGCCAAGUCGGAUGGCGGCGGCGGCGGCGGCGGUUUCGCCCCGCUGCACGACCCGGACGAGGCGGGGGGCGGCGGCGAGGAGGAGGAGGAGGAGGAGGAGGACGGGGAGCCCGCCGACGAGGGAGGAGGAGGAGGAGGAGGCGAGGAGGACGACGGCGGCGGCGGGGCGGGGGACGAGCCGGGGGAGAGCAGCUCCCUGCACAUCUGCCACUGCUGCAACACCUCGUCGUGCUACUGGGGCUGCCGCUCCGCCUGCCUGCGCUCCCUGCUGACGCCCAAGCCGGGCCCGGCCGCCGCCGCCGCCGCGCCGCCCUCCCGGCCUCCCCCCGCGGCGCAGCGGCCCUGGCUGGACUGCCUGUGGAUCGUGCUGGCGCUGCUCGUCUUCUUCGGCGACGUGGGCACCGACGUGUGGCUGGCCGUCCACUACUACGGCCGCGGGGACUACGGCUGGUUCGGCCUGACGCUGUUCUUCGUGCUGGUGCCGUCGCUGCUGGUGCAGAGCCUCAGCUUCCGCUGGUUCGUGCAGGACUACACGGGCGGGGGCCUGGGCGCCGUGGAGGGCCUCACCAGCCGCGGCCCGCCCAUGAUGGGCGCCGCCGCCGCCGCCGCCGCCGCCGCGCCCCCCGGGCCCUCCGCCACCCCCGGGGCGCAGCGCCUCUGCCGCCUCUCCGUCUGGAUCUGGCAGUCCGUCAUCCACCUGCUGCAGAUGGGGCAGGUGUGGAGCCAUAAGCCAAAGACAGGAGGCCUGAGGCUGAAGGGAGAUUGUUUUGGGGUCAUCUGAUUUGUGACUGGAAGGCGUGAGCGAUGUCAGCGCGGCCCGAAACCACUUCCAGCAGGACUGGUUUGCAUAUUUUGGGGGUCCUGGCAUGUUCAGAACCCCGGAUCUGUAUCGUUGAACGUAGGGGAGGCGCUCGGAAUGGCUCCGUGCUACUCUGGACCCCCUUCACCAGCCAGGCCACCGAACAGGACCAGUUCCAUGGGGUCUGGGCAACGGGUCUGAGGAGAGCGGGGCGGGAGGCCAAAGGACCACCAUGGCCGGGCCUAGGGGACGGUCAGAGGUAAGAGUCACCGUCCCCCCCGAGGGCGAUCCCUGUCCCAGAAGUGGGCCGUUGGCACUAAGGGCGGCCCGGACCCGCCUCUUCUCCCCGGCCCCCUGCAUCGCCCACCCCCCCCCGGUCCGUUAGAUCGGACGCUCCCAGAGGGCGGGACACCCGUGCUUCAUUGAUGCCGCGCUCCGAGCAGCGCUCUGCACCCAGGUGACUCCCAGCCCGCCGAACUCUUUCCUGCCGCCCCUCUCCUGGGGGCCGGGCGUCGUUCCCUACCCACUUGGCCGGCACCGUGGCCCGGUGCCGCCUGCCGGGAGGGUCGCUAAGGGGCAGGUGGUACCGGGUGGGGGACUCGGGCGGACGGUGGCCGUGGUCCGCUUCUCCCGGGCCCCUCUGCGGGGAGAACCGGCCCUGCUGGAGCCGGGCAGACCGAGAGGCAGACGAAGUGCCUGGAAGCGGGACAAUCUCCCACCUGUUAGCGGGUGCCGGCCGGCCGCCACCGGCGGGCAUCGUGGAGCGGGGGGGCGGGCUGGCGGUCAGCGCCGGGACCCCGGAGCCUCCCUUCCCCUGAUUGUGAUUUCCUUCUCCCAUCCCCUUCCCCCACCCAAACCGGGGCGUGAGGCAGCCCCCCUCUCUGCUUUCUGGCGACGAGGAUGCCAGGAUAUUUCGGGCCAAAGCAGAAUUUCUGGCUCGCCAUAUCUCCGCAGGAAAAGCCCUCAAGAUGUUGUUUUUCUCAGCUUUCUGCAAACCCCAGAUUGUGUUUUCACUCCCCGAGGGCUGCCCGGCGCCUCUCCCGUUUCUGGCACGCGUUCGAGGCGGCACGAGACGAACUGCACAGGGGGAGGGGAAGAGGGGCUCUUCCCUCCGCCUCCUAGCCCGAUCCCUCCACGAUCCCAGGACCUCCCAGAGCAUCCCCCUCUCCCUCGCGCUGCCCGACUUCUCCCCGACUUCCCGGUGAGGAGCCAGAGAGGUGAGGUGACUUGCCCGGGGUGACGCCGCAGGCCACGGGCUGGAGCUGGGAUCGCAACCCUGUGUCCCGAUGUUCGGACCGGGGCUCCGACCUCAGUCGUAUUCUCGGAGCGCUUACUAUGCGCGGGGCGCCGUAGUGAGCGGUAGGGAGAACACAACACGCCAGUUAGACACGUCCCCUGCCCAUUUUGACUUCACGGUCCAGACGGUGAAAGGCCGGGUCGUCUCAUGGACUCAGGAACCAGACGGGCCGGGGUCUGGGGGAAGAUUUGGGGGGAGCGGGGCGGCUGGAGGUCCCAGGAUAAUUCCGGCCGAGGCCCCUUGGUGGGCACCACCUGCCAGCCGGCCCAGGCCCUGCCCUCCUUGGCAUUGUGGAUUGAAGGGCAAGAGAUGGGCAGAGCAGCCCCAAACCCCGAGGUCCUCCAGGGCCUUGAGGUCCCGGGGAUCGAGCGCGCACACGGGGAGCCACGCCAACUCCCCCCGCUCGUGCUCCGAGCCCAGAUGGCACAGAGCUUCCCCGGAGAGAUCCUUCACAAAAUGGCAUCCGGAUUUGGGGUGUCUACCCAGAGGAGGGGCUUCCUGGAGCUUGGGGGGGCCGCCCCGGGACCCCCCCCCCCCGGUAACCUCCUCCAACAGCCCUCCGGGCCAGCCGAGAAGCGGCGUGGCCCGGUGGAAGGAGCGCGGGCCCGAGAGUCCGAGGUCCCGUGUUCCGAUGCCGGCACUGCAGCGUGACCAACCUUCGGAAAGUCGCCUUAGGUGGGCCUCGGUUUCCUCAUCUGUAAAACGGGGAUUUAGAUCCCUGUCGUCCCUUUUGGACUGCGAGCCCCAGGUGAGACGGGCACCUCCUCUGUUCUGCUUAGGUCGCGUCAUCAUCGGUGUUGGUUACGGCGGUCGAAAUAUGGAGAGCGCUCGACAAGUAGCUCGGUUGUGACUGUUGUCUGAUGCAGCCCCGGCUGGUUCUGAGCCGGUUCUCCCACCAUCCCCACGGCACUUUCGUACGGGACUUCAAAUUAUACGUUAUAAAUUACUCCACGGUAA
Molecule: messenger RNA, 3122 nt
Organism: Ornithorhynchus anatinus (platypus)
Lineage: Eukaryota; Metazoa; Chordata; Mammalia; Monotremata; Ornithorhynchidae
Gene: XKR6
Product: XK related 6
Exons: 4
Coding region: 65-850 (261 amino acids)
Biological process (GO): engulfment of apoptotic cell; apoptotic process involved in development; phosphatidylserine exposure on apoptotic cell surface
Cellular component (GO): plasma membrane
Source: RefSeq, a predicted model, not a curated record